This is a messenger RNA of Sphaerodactylus townsendi, 1378 nucleotides long. It is a transcript of the gene TIPIN, whose product is annotated as TIMELESS interacting protein. The record is from RefSeq and is a predicted model, not a curated record. The transcript is spliced from 8 exons. Gene Ontology annotation, molecular function: DNA binding. Lineage: Eukaryota; Metazoa; Chordata; Lepidosauria; Squamata; Sphaerodactylidae. The coding region runs from base 159 to 947 and encodes 262 amino acids. Gene Ontology annotation, biological process: DNA damage response; DNA replication checkpoint signaling; replication fork processing. Gene Ontology annotation, cellular component: nucleus; replication fork protection complex.
CUCUUCGCGCGGUUUUGUCGCGAGGUUUAGGCUUUCUUCGGGCGGUCCGUUGUGAGUGACGUCGUCGGAAGCGCCGGAAGUGACUCUCAGUCGGCCUUGUUCGAGCUGUCUUGACUUCACCGGCUGCUUCCUAACGUCGGUGGAAAAGGGGCCAGUUGAUGGAUCCAGAAGAGGGCAAUUUGUUUGACAUUCCUGAUUAUGAACACAUCCAGGAUGAAGAGUUUCAACCUCUACCUCCCCCAGUGUCCCCAGGGAGAGAUAAUGAAGAAGAGCCAGUGGGGAACGAACCCAAGGAUCCCUCUGGGAUUCCCAGGAAAGGUGUUAGAAGACCAGCACCUAAACUAGAUGCUCAAAGAUUAAUUUCAGAACGAGGACUUCCAGCUCUGCGGGAUAUGUUUGAUGAUGUAAAAUUCAAAGGCAAAGGUCACGAGGCGGCAGAUCUGAAGAUGCUUCUCAGGCACCUGGAGCACUGGGCUCACCGGCUGUUCCCCAAACUCCAGUUUGAAGAUUUCGUCGAGAGAGUGGAGCGUUUGGGAAGUAAGAAGGAAGUCCAGACGUGCUUAAAGCGAAUUAGACUUGACCUGCCCAUUUUGCACGGAGACUUCACAGGUAACGAAGGUGAUGAUGGUGAAAGGAAUGGACUUAACGCAGCUACUGAAGAACUAGAUAUUUUUUCUGAGAACCAGAAUGCAAGAGAAGAAAUGGUUGCCUCUCCAAGUGCCGCUCUGACAGAGGAGCAAUGGCAGAGAAUUGAAAGGAACAAACAAAUAGCGCUUGAGAGAAGACAAGCAAAACUGCAGCUUAACAGUCAGUCACAAGAAAACGAGCUGCCUGCGUCCCAGCCAAAGGAAGAAUACGAUGAUCCAGCAGUGAUAGAAGCAAAAGACUCAUCCUUUAAAGCAUCCGAAAACGAGAUUCAGUGUGGAUGGGAAGAAGAUAAUGAAUGAACUUUUGACUGCUUGGGAUCAGAGAACCAUCUCACCCUGAAAAAGUGGUAGCAGAGGCCCCCGUUUCUGGCUGUUGAUGAGUUUGGGAGUAUUAGCACGGAGGACCUACUGAAUGGAUUUUGGAUGCUCCCCGUUGGGCUGUUCUACUAGCUUCAUAAGUGAGAAAGCAGAUUCUGAAUCGUGGCACCAAGAACCAGGGGUGGGAGAGGCGGUCUUUUGGCAGUUCUGCAGCCAUGACUUGAAACUGGUUGUGUGAAAGUAACAGCCCUAAUUUCUUUCAGCUUGAAGGCAGCACGGUCACGUGGACGCCGAUCACUGCCUUCGAAAAACAGAACCCAAACAAUGUCACUAAGGUUGCUGUCUUUUCAAAAACUGUCUUUAUUUUGUACUCGUGAUGACAAUAAAGCUUGAAAAUAAGCUUCUGAAGGGAA